AUGUUUGCCUCCAAUCUGUCUCUGUUUCACUCUCUCUUCCAGAAUUCCAAUUCUGCACUUGCUACCUUUCGCCAACUUUUACAAGCCAAUGCCAACCCCAAUGCUUUUACAUUUUCAUUACUCAUCAAAGCUUUCGUUCAUGCUUCAUCAACCGCAGCGUUACAAGCACGCCAGAUUCAGACCCAAUCGUUCAAACGUGGCAUUAAUCAAUUCAUUCAUGUAAAUACCUCUCUUAUUGAUUUGUACAUGAAACUCGGUUUUGCUUCUCAUGCACGCCACCUGUUUGAUGAUAUGUCUUUUAAAGACGUUGUUUCAUGGAACGUGUUGAUUUGUGGUUAUUCUCAAAAUGGGUUUGUUUAUGAUGCUAUGAGAACCUUUGUUGACAUGUUAAGAGAGAGUUUUAGACCGAAUCAAACUUCGGUUGUUAGUUUGUUACCUUCUUGUGGUUGUUUUGAGAUGAUUCUUCAAGGUAGGUCUGUUCAUGGGUUUGGAAUUAAAGCUGGUCUUGGUUGGGAUUCUCAUUUGAAUAAUGCGCUUAUGUCGAUGUAUGCUAAAUGUGAUGAUUUGAAAGCAUCGGAACUCGUGUUUGAAGAAAUGGAUGAGAAGAAUGUUGUUUCUUGGAAUACGAUGAUUGGUGCGUAUGGACAAAAUGGUUUUUUUGAUAAGGCUGUUAUUUGUUUUAAAGAGAUGGUUAAGGAAGGUUUUCAACCAAGUUCGGUGACGAUGAUGAACCUUGUGUCGGCAAAUGCUCUUCCGGAAAAUGUUCAUUGUUAUGUUGUGAAAUGUGGCUUUGACAAUGAUGCUUCUGUUGUUACUUCGCUGGUUUGUCUAUAUGCAAAGCAAGGGCUUACAUAUAUGGCAAAACUGCUUUACAAAUCCUAUCCCACGAAAAACUUGAUUGCGUUAACCGCGAUAAUCUCUAGCUAUUCUGAAAAAUGUGAUAUAGAGUCCGCGGUUGAGUGUUUUAUUCAAACUAUGAAGUUAGAUAUAAAACCGGAUGCAGUUGCCUUGCUUGGUGUACUUCAUGGAAUUACAUGUCCUUCACAUUUUUCUAUUGGAUGUGCUUUCCAUGGUUAUGGGGUGAAGAGCGGGUUGUCUAAUGAUUGUUUAGUUGCCAAUGGGCUAAUAAGUUUGUAUUCUAGAUUUGACGAGAUAGAAACGGCUUUGUCUUUGUUUUAUGAUAUGAGAGAAAAACCACUGAUCACAUGGAAUUCUAUGAUAUCUGGCUGUGUGCAGGCUGGAAAGUCAAGUGAUGCCAUGGAGUUGUUCUCCAAAAUGAACAUGCAUGGACAAAAACCAGAUGACAUUACAAUUGCCAGUCUACUAUCUGGGUGUUGCCAGCUUGGUUACUUACGGAUUGGAGAGACACUACAUAGUUAUAUUCUGAGGAACAAUAUGAGAGGGGAAGAUUUUACAGGAACUGCUCUAAUAGACAUGUAUAGCAAGUGUGGGAGAUUAGAUUAUUCUGAAAAGGUAUUUUAUAGCAUCAAAGAUCCAUGUUUGGCAACAUGGAACUCCAUCAUAUCAGGUUAUAGUUUAUAUGGACUUGAGCAUAAAGCUUUCAAUUGUUAUUCUAAACUGCAAGAUCAAGGGCUAAAACCAGAUAAAAUCACUUUCUUGGGUGUUUUGGCAGCAUGCACACAUGGAGGACUUGUCUAUUUAGGAUUAGAGUACUUCACUAUCAUGACAGAAGAGUAUGGUUUGAUACCGAGUCUACAACAUUAUGCAUGCGUAGUUGCUCUUUUAGGUAGAGAAGGCUUGUUCAAGGAAGCAAUUGAAUUUAUAAACAACAUGGAGAUUCAGCCUGAUUCUGCUGUCUGGGGUGCUCUCUUAAGUGCUUGUUGCAUCCAACAAGAGGUGAAGCUUGGGGAGUGCUUGGCAAAAAAUAUGUUUUUAUUGAAUUACAAAAAUGGUGGACUUUAUGUAUUAAUGUCAAAUCUGUAUGCCAUUGUUGGGAGAUGGGAUGAUGUAGCAAGGGUGAGGGAAAUGAUGAGAGACAGUGGCGGAGAUGGAUGUUCAGGUGUUAGUGUUAUUAAUGUGACUUCUGUUAAAGACUCUAAUAGCAUCUUAAGCCCAAGUGAUGUCUAUUUGAAUACAAGCACUUGGCAGCAUUUGUGUUUAUAUUGA
Messenger RNA from Vicia faba (fava bean), 2127 nucleotides. The record is from the annotation of a GenBank genome assembly. NCBI's taxonomy places the organism in Eukaryota, Viridiplantae, Streptophyta, Magnoliopsida, Fabales, Fabaceae.